Molecule: messenger RNA, 3339 nt
Organism: Camelina sativa (false flax)
Lineage: Eukaryota; Viridiplantae; Streptophyta; Magnoliopsida; Brassicales; Brassicaceae
Source: RefSeq, a predicted model, not a curated record
AUGGAAAGUGAUGGAGAACGAGAUCGGCCAGGGAAUUCUGUCGCCGGGCUAUCUAACUUGCAAAUGAGAGCAUUGAAUGACACUAUUACUAACCUUACGAAUACAGGUCUAGAAAAACUACACCAGAGGCUCGACGAGAUUCAGAACAGUCAACAAACCCGUUCUAGACCAGCAGCCAGGAGAGAACGUUCAAGGAGGACUUACCAGCCCGAAGAGGAAAUUGAAGAAGAGGAGAGAAGGACAGGUGGAAGACCAAUAGCUUCAUGGGAUGAGCUCACUAUCUUGAUGAGGAAACGUUUUGAGGAAACCAUGGAAAGUGAUGGAGAACGAGAUCGGCCAGGGAAUUCUGUCGCCGGGCUAUCUAACUUGCAAAUGAGAGCAUUGAAUGACACUAUUACUAACCUUACGAAUACAGGUCUAGAAAAACUACACCAGAGGCUCGACGAGAUUCAGAACAGUCAACAAACCCGUUCUAGACCAGCAGCCAGGAGAGAACGUUCAAGGAGGACUUACCAGCCCGAAGAGGAAAUUGAAGAAGAGGAGAGAAGGACAGGUGGAAGACCAAUAGCUUCAUGGGAUGAGCUCACUAUCUUGAUGAGGAAACGGUUUGUGCCGGCUCAUUACCACAGAGAUCUCCACCAAAAAAUCAGACGCUUGCUUCAAGGAACCAAAUAUGUGGAGGACUAUUUCCAGGAAAUGGAAAGCUUAAUGAUCAAGGCGGACGUAGAUGAAACCUUAGAAGCUACCAUGGCCAGAUUCCUUGACGGCCUCAAUCGAGACAUUCAGGACAGAAUGGAGCUUCAAGAAUAUGAAAGCUUGGAGGGAAUGUUGCACAAGGCGAUUCUAAUCGAACAACAAACCAAGAGGAAGGGUUUCUCUAAACCUUCUUUUGCUCCAAAACCAAGUUAUCAAGAUAAAGGUAAGUCUUCAACCCCAUCAAAUUCAGUUUUUAAGACUAAUGCUCCUACUCGUCUUAAGAUAGGAAAGGCAUUCGAGACCAACAAUCGGGCAAGGGAUAUUCGGUGUUUCAAAUGUCAAGGACUUGGACAUUAUGCCAACAAAUGUCCGAAUCAAAAGGUAAUGAUCCUCCUAGACAACGGUGAAGUGGAGUCCGAGGACGAUAAAGAAAAAGAGGAAGAUCUGGGACCAAUCUUUGACGAAGAGGAAGAGCAAUUUGAAUAUCCAACUCAAGGGACACUUCUGGUCACUAGGAGAUCAUUGAGCGUUCAACCUAAGUCCAAUCACCGAGAACAAAGGGAGAAUCUCUUUCACUCUAGAUGUUUAGUUAAAGAUAAAGUUUGUUCUUUGAUCAUUGACGGUGGAAGCUGUACUAACGUUGCUAGUGAAACUCUUGUUAGGAAGCUUGGACUUGAGACAAGACCUCAUCCGCGACCUUUUAAACUGGAAUGGUUGAAUGAAAUGGGCGAACAAUAUGUCAGAGAGCAAGUCACGGUUCCUCUUACCAUCGGCCGAUAUGAAGAUGAGAUCAUGUGCAAUGUCCUUCCCAUGGAUGCAAGCCAUAUUCUUCUAGGACGACCUUGGCAGUUUGACAUGAGGGUGAUACAUGAUGGCUACACAAACCGGCAUUCCUUUGAGCAUAAAGGAAAGAAGAUCAUUCUGGUUCCUUUAACUCCGUUGGAGAUCCAUCAAGACCAGGUCCGGUUGAAAGAAAGCCGAGACAAAGAAAUUAAACCAGCAAAACCUGAGGUAUCUCCUAAGAACUUUAACUUCUUUGUCAAAGAGAGUCAAGUAAGGAAAUCUGUGUACUCUCAACAGCCAUUGCUUUUGCUUGUGUAUAAAGAAACACUAAUAGCAUUUUCUGACCUUGCACCGGAGCUCCCGAGUUAUUUGAUAGAUGUUUUGCAGGAAUUCUCAGAUAUCUUUCCAGAAGAAAACCCUAACGGUUUGCCGCCAAUAAGAGGUAUAGAACACCAAAUUGAUUUCGUCCCAGGUGUGUCACUUCCAAACCGGCCGGCUUAUCGAACUAAUCCGUUGGAAACAAAGGAAAUUCAAAUGCAGAUUGGAGAACUUCUUGAAAAAAGUUACAUCAGGGAGAGCCUAAGCCCAUGGGUUGUACAUGUUCUCCUUGUGCCUAAGAAGGAUGGCUCUUGGCGCAUGUGUGUAGACUGCCGUGCCAUCAACAAUAUUACGGUAAACAAGAACCGUGAGGAACAUAAGCUGCAUUUGAAAUCUGUCCUAGACGUCCUUAGGAAAGAAAGUGGAUAUCACCAAAUUCGCAUGAAAGAAGGUGAUGAAUGGAAAACUGCAUUCAAAACUAAGCUAGGAAUGUAUGAGUGGCUUGUCAUGCCUUUUGGCCUUACUAAUGCACCUAGUACAUUCAUGCGUUUGAUGAAUCAUAUCUUGCGAUCUUUUAUUGGUCAUUUUGUUGUUGUCUAUUUUGAUGACAUUCUUAUCUAUAGCAAGAACCGUGAGGAACAUAAGCUGCAUUUGAAAUCUGUCAUAGACGUCCUUAGGAAAGAAAGGUUAUUUGGAAAUCUUGAGAAGUGCUCUUUUGGAACAGAUCACGUGGUUUUCUUAGGUUUUAUUGUAGGUGCUGAUGGACUCAGGGUGGAUGAAGAAAAGAUCAAGGCCAUCCGUGAUUGGCCUAGCCCCAAAACUGUUGGAGAGGUAAGGAGCUUUCAUGGGCUAGCUGGGUUCUACCGGAGGUUUGUUCAGAACUUCAGCACAAUAGCAGCUCCACUCACAGAGGUAAUCAAGAAGAAUGUUGGUUUCAAGUGGGAACAAGCUCAGGAGGAGGCGUUUCAGAUACUUAAAGGGAAGUUAACUCAAGCGCCUUUACUUACACUUUCGGAUUUCUCCAAAACUUUUGAGAUAGAAUGUGAUGCCUCAGGAGUGGGUAUUGGUGUUGUGUUGAUGCAGGAAAAGAAACCCAUUGCCUACUUCAGUGAGAAAUUGGGAGGAGCUACACUCAAUUACCCCACUUAUGACCAAGAGCUAUACGCUUUGGUUAGGGCACUCCAAACAUGGCAACAUUAUCUUUGGCCAAAGGAGUUUGUAAUUCAUACAGAUCACCAAUCCUUGAAGCACCUCAAAGGCCAGCAAAAGUUGAACAAAAGGCACGCUCGUUGGGUUGAAUUCAUUGAGACAUUUCCCUACGUCAUAAAAUACAAACAAGGUAAGGAAAAUGUGGUGGCUGAUGCCUUGUCUAAAAGGUAUGUUCUUCUUUCAGCUCUUGAGACUAAGUUGAUUGGUUUUGAGUUCAUGAAGCAAUUGUAUACAACUGACCAGAAUUUUAAAGAGAUUUAUAGAAAAUGCUCUAAAGUCGCUUACGGAAAAUAUUAUCAGNUUAAGCUAUUUCUGGUAAACUUUGUGGUCUAA